Molecule: messenger RNA, 7946 nt
Organism: Anopheles nili
Lineage: Eukaryota; Metazoa; Arthropoda; Insecta; Diptera; Culicidae
Gene: Set2
Product: probable histone-lysine N-methyltransferase CG1716
Exons: 6
Biological process (GO): regulation of DNA-templated transcription
Cellular component (GO): chromosome; nucleus
Molecular function (GO): histone H3K36 methyltransferase activity; protein binding
Source: RefSeq, a predicted model, not a curated record
AUGGGACGAAAGCGCGGUUCCGGAACGAAGCUUGCGGGGAAGAUGCUGGAAGUGGCCGCAGAUGAGUCGUCGGAUAGUAUAAGUCGUAGUAGCGAUAGCGGAGGAAGAUCGACAUCUGUGACCCCGGUGCAAGAGAUCAUGUCUGGCAGAGGUCGAAAAAGAGGCAGAGGUCGGGGCGGUCGACGAGGUGGACGCGGUGGGUUGAAUCUAAAUGCCGCAUCUGUGGUGAUGCUUCAUACUAAAACGAUGCAACCCGUUGAAGACGAUACCACUGCCGAAUUUAUCGGCGAUCAGAUGGUUGAAAUGAUCGAAAUUUUGGAUGAGGAAACGAGCAAAUCAUUGGAGGGUACCGAUGACAGUACUAUCGAGUCGAUCAUAAUGCAGGACGAUGGAACUACCCCUGAGAUGUCGGAACCAGUGCAAUUGCUUGAAUGUCAAACAAUUGAAAACGAAACAAUUGUUGUAUCAGAAGAAACCGUCGUGGAAGGCGAUGCCGGUCCUUCCCUACUUGUUGCUGGAGAUGAAGAAACAGUCAUCUACAUCGAAGAUGAAACUGCCUUUGAAAUGGCAGAUAAUGGCGCUGGUACAAGAAAAUCUAAACGGCAAGUGAAGGCGACGAAUAAGUUUCGGGAUUUUGUUGUUGAUGCACCACUUCCAAUGACACAGGUAAUGUACACGUGACACAUUUCUUUUUUCGUUGAAUCUCCUGUACGCACUUAUUCUAGUGGAAAGUCACAACGAAGAACGAUAGGAGGGGGAGUUCAACCAGGAACAAGCAAACAACAACGAACACCUGUGGGCACAACUCUGCAAUAUGAAACGUAUCCAACAAAGGAUUUCACCGCAACGGCAACAAUGUCAACGAUGGGUAAGAGUGCUGUCGGGACGGUAGCAAAAAGGGGCAGAAAAAGAAAAUCAGAUGUGAACGCCAUAUUGAACAUCGCAGCAGUUGACCCUAGCGAUGAGACCAUCCAGUUGCCCCAACCAGAAGAGAGAAGCAAUUCUUUGAUAUCGUUAAGAAUCGAUGGAACCAUGUUCGGCGAUGACGAUAGUGCGCUUAGCUCAAGCUCGCAGGAACAGUGCGAGCAGGUUACUGCCAUCGCUUCAGCAAAGGUGCUAGCAUCUGGAAGAGGAAGAAAGUCUCGUGGGGGAAGCAUGACAAACGUAUCCGAGCGACCAGCUGGUUCCACUUUUAUAAGAAGGUCUUAUAAAACUGCAGCUACACCACUAGAAUCGAAGAAUGAUGAUGCUAUGAUAGACACGGAUUAUUCGGUCUUCUCAGAAACAACAGAAUCCUCUUCAACAAAUCCAACAGAAGCUGUGGUCGACGAUGAGGACGUCAUCGUAUUACAAGCGGAUGAAAUAAUUAACGACAGUUCGACUUCAAAUCUUUCGGGUAUUAGAUCUACUUCUGUAAGAGGAAGUAGAGGUGGCCGCGGAAGUCGGGGAGGUCGUGGUGGUCGUGGCAGUCGAGGAGGUCGAGGAAGUCGUGGAGGUCGCGGCAGUCGUGGUGGUGGUCGUGGCAGUCGUGGAGGACGUGGAGGACGUGGCCGCGGUGGAGCAAAAAAUGCGAACGACGAAAUGUUGUUGGUUAGACAAAACGAAAAUGUCGCAGAAGACAUAUAUUAUUCCUCGGGCGAAGAUGCGAAAACAAAAUCUCCAGUUCCCGAUCUUGGCAUUCAGGUCGUACAAGAAGACAAAGAAAUGCCUCUUGAGAAUGCUGAUUUGAAAGUUAAUGAAGAAAAUGAAAUUAAAUUACAUUCUAGCGAACUGUACGGAAUCAAGAAUAAUGUUCCUAAUAGGAAAGAGUGUAAGGAUGCGGUAUCAGUAGAUACAAACCCGCCCGAAGAAGCUGCAUUAGAUGUGCAGACGUCAAAAGAGGCAGCAUCUGAAUUCAUUCCGACGCUGGAAGCUGUAGGUAAUGAACUUUGCAUCCAAAAGUCAAAAUACGUUAAGUCUGAGCAAUCGGGCUCCGAUAAAUCUGAAAAACCUGCGAAGACUCCAUUUAAUGACAAGAUAAAAUUUGAUGACGGUGUAAAAUCAAAUUCAAAUUCAACAGUAUCGAAAUCAGACUGUACAAAUGUGCAAGAAAAGGAACCCAAGCAAGUUUCCGACCGGGAGAGGGAAGUUACGCACGAAGAUGGAAGAAACAUGUCGAAACAGGAACAAUCAAAGAAAGAAAAACGAGAUCAUGACAAAUCGAGUGAGUCAACGUCCUCUAGAAAGUCAGGCAAAGAACGAUUAUCAAAAGAUUCGUCCACAAGCAAAGACAAACACCGGUCUGAAAAAUCUGUCAAUGAAGAUGAGCGAUCACGUGAUCGUAAAAAGGAUAAGAAACGCUCAGAAAAUGAGCACCGCAAACGACCGCUGUCAAAAGAUGGUACUGAAGAGAAACGGUAUGGGAAUGAAUCAGGACGAAUUAAGGAGGGCCAGAAGCAUAGUUCUGAGAGAGUGGGUACGGAACAUGCUGUUAGUACUUCGGCAGGACAUGAAAAGAAGGGAAAAAAGGAAGGGGACAAGAGAUUAUCAGAAACACCGAGUAGCGAAACGAAAGAUAAGUGCUCAUUACCAGAGAAUUCCUCAGGAAGUAAGAAACGUGCUUCAAUAGUUCCGCUACGACCGGACAAACCUAAAAAAUGCUUUGAAUCAGAGCUACAGGCGUUGGAAUUGCAGCCUAUUUCACGUAAAAUACACGACGAUUCACGUCGCCGGGAGAUCAAAGAACGCGAGGAUUCCUCAUCAUCAUCUUCUUCGCACCGGAAGGAGCACAAGCACAGCUCUAAACACAAGAGCUCUAAAUCAUUAAUUGAUUCGAUAGCUCGCAAAGGGGACACUGGUAGUAUCGGCAGCAGUAGUACCCACAAACAAUCUCGCUCCAAGGACGAACAUGAUAAGCAUCGCGAUGAUACAUGUGGAAUUGCAAAGAAACCUAUCUUAGGCUCCGGUUUUUUGCAAGAAGAAAGCGACCGCGAUCGAUCCAUCAGGAAGAAAUCAAAGUCAAAGGAUAAAAAAGAAACCUCAAAAUCAAAAGAAGCGGAAAUAUUGAAGGAAAAAACUGCACCCAUGUUAGACUUGCCGAAAGCUCCUGUUUUGGAAGACGUAUCCUUAAUCAAAACUGAGGAACCGUUGAACGUACCCGUGAUCGAAAGAGAUGCAACCGAGCACGCUGUUCUGGAUGAACUUCAACCAUGUGAAACCCCAAAGAUAGUAACGAAAGCCUCACUAAAGAUGUAUAAAAUGGAGGAAGCUAUCGAAAAAUCGGUUGAAAUGGAACCAUUGGAGCCAUCUGCAGCGGUUGCGGAAGAACAUGUUCUUCCGAUCGAAGCAGCUCCGAUCAAAACGGAUGAAACAACGCUCUCGAUUGUACCUAAGGAAGAAACUAUCAUUAUUAAUGAACCACCACCGGUUGAACUUAAAACGGAAUCAGCAGAGCCUAAGAAUGUUAUUCACAUCAAACCAGAUGAGGAGGAUGGAAUGUUCAGCGAUGCUGAAACGAUACGAUCCGAACCGUUUGCCGACAGUUCGUAUAACGAAGGAACACUAAGCGGUGGUCUGCCUUCAGAAGACGAUUCCGGUGUACGUAGCGGUGCAAGUUCGCCAUGUGAUAUGCUGUCCAGCGACGAAGGGGAUGCACCUGGUGGAAGUGUCGAUGAAUCCCGUAGCGAUCGUGAUUCGCAGCGUGUUGAUAUGGUUCGGCUAGUGGAAAGUUACAUCGACGAUGGUGUAAUUCGCCGAUCCACUCGCAUUAAAACGAUCAGUUCCCAAAAGCAACGUACCAGCGGGCAUGGAUUGGUGCGAGACAAAGAUCGGUUGCUUAAAAAGUCUGGGUCUGGGCUCGAUUCGACUACAACUGCAGGUUCAGGAGGCACAAGUGAUGCAGGAUUCUCGCUGGUGGAAGGCACGCUGCAAGCUAGUCAGUCAUCGGUCACGGCAGGAGGUUCUAGUGGGCCAGCCUGGCCGGUGAUAGCCAAUGAAGGAGACAGCGUGAACGUCGAGCUGCCCGAGGAGUACCUUCGAGAUAUGGAAGAAAAGUUAAGUCGAUUCGAGACAAUCCGCGAAAACAUCUAUCACAGUGAUCGCAUUGUGAGCAAGGAGGCUAAAAAGAUGACUUGCGAUUGCUUCCUUACGCACGAAGAAAUCGAGCGUGGUGAGCACGGAUGUGGCGAAGAUUGUCUUAACCGGUUGCUCAUGAUCGAGUGCGGAUCACGUUGCACUGUCGGAGAUCGUUGUACGAAUCGGCGGUUCCAACGUCAGGAAUAUGCCCACUGCCAGGUGUUUCGGACGGAUAAGAAAGGGUUCGGUAUCCAGGCCAGCACAAUGGUAGGCCCCGGCGAGUUUAUCAUGGAGUACGUAGGAGAGGUGUUAAACAGCGCCCAGUUCGAGGAUCGCGCGGAGGUGUACUCGCGAGAAAAGAACAAGCAUUACUACUUCAUGGCACUGCGCAGUGACGGCAUCAUUGACGCUACCACCAAGGGUAACAUCUCGCGGUUUAUCAACCACUCAUGCGAUCCGAACGCAGAAACGCAAAAGUGGACCGUUAACGGGGAGUUGCGCAUCGGAUUCUUCAGCACGAAAUACAUCCAGCCUGGAGAGGAAAUCACGUUCGACUACCAGUUCCAGCGGUAUGGACGCAAGGCACAAAAGUGCUACUGUGAAGCGGAAAAUUGUCGCGGUUGGAUCGGUGCGAAACCAACUGAAGAAGGUGGCGACUCGGACUACGAAGAGGAAGACGAUGAAGAUGAUGACGAGGAAGGGGAUGAGGAUGAGGAUAGCGAGGUUGAGAGAGAGAGUCAGAAGGGCUAUCAACCAAGGGCUUCUAGAGAGGAACAAUCAUCACAACCAGGUAAAACAGGAGCUAAAGUUACGACUACCGAAAAUGAAUUCCAUUCAGAAGCUGCCUCUGAUACGGUUGUUGCUAUAGCUGCGCCCGUGACUGCGGUAGAAGCUAAGAAAACUCGCAAAAGACGUACCACGAUUCGGAAGAAACGUCGCUUAGAGAUCCACGAAGAUCCAGAUCUGGAUGAGGAGAUCAACAAGUUGCUUAAGACGGGUUUGAAAAAUCAAGCUCAUACGCUAAAAUUAUCCCGAUUGAUGGUGCGCGCGAAGGAUAUCAAGUCCCGCAGUCGCUUACUGACGUUGUUGCAGAGCGGCGAGUUGCCUUGCCGUCGGUUAUUCCUUGACUACCACGGGUUGCGGCUGUUGUACGGUUGGAUUUGCGAGUCGACCGAAUCAGUAGAGGAUCUUAAGUUCCGCAUUCAAAUCCUGAACACGCUGGACCGGUUGCCGAUCUCGAACAAAACGAUGCUGAAGGAUAGCAAAAUUCUGCAUACAGUCGAAAAAUGGGCCCGCGUGGAGAAGGGCAAAACUACCGGUUCUUCCACCGUAGUUCAGCUGUCCCAACCUGCGGUUCACAAGGAUCAGCUACGUGCUCCCGCAGCGAUACCAGAACACGGACAGGAGAAGCAGGAGAAGGAAGUAUCGAGGACGAGCUCCCCGAGCGAUAGCAACGGCGCUGGUAGUGAUAGCAGCAAUCAGGCUGCAACCGACCAGCAGGCAUCGAAAAAGGAUUUGCUCGGUAGCGUGGAGGUGUUAAAGAACAUGCCAGAAUUGUUAAAGCUUGCCGAUCUGGGUAAGCUGAAAGAGAUAAUUAGCACGUGCGAUAAGGAGGUGGAAAAUAAGGAAAAGGCGGCAGCUGCCGCCGCCGCUGCAGCAGCAACACAGUCGAUGUUAGGCGCAUCGGAAGCACCGAUUGCAGCCAGUGUGCUCCUAUCUGACAUUCAGAUUCCCGAACCGGAAGAUGAGAACGCUCCGGAGGAGAAACGACUUGGCACACAAAUCCGUAUCCUUUCGUGCAAACUUCUGAUUAGCUGGAUUAACCUUAAGGAAGUGUUUCGCAUCCCGAAGAAGGAACGUAUUGAGCAGAUGAAGGAACACGAAAGGGAGGCUGACAUGCGCUACCAAGCGCUGGGGCUGGAGAAUGACGAGAAAGACGAUAAGCACCAUCGUCAUAGCCGAGAUAGCCGAGGUUGGGACCGUGGUUUGCGUGGAAGCGAACCUAAGCGACGGCGUUCGUUGGAUGAUCGGGACGGACCGUAUGGGUUGAGCAGCAAGUUGAAAAGACCUCCACCAGGACCGCCGGGUGGAGGCUAUCCGCAAAUCAAGCAGGACAAUCUUUCCAAGCAACAACGGCGCCAUCUGUUCGAGAUGAAGGUUGCCCAUGAGGAGGCGGAACGGCGUAAAAAAGAGAUGUGGAUGAUGCACGAAAAUGCGUGCCUUCGGUUCGGGUUGAAUCCACACCUGACUGCUCCGAUGGACAUACCGGUACGCAUGAACCCAGCCACGGGCGAGUAUUUCUCCGAAGAUGACCGGCUACUACCGACGCCACCGAGCCACGCGUACUUCAAGAUUCAACCGCCUCCAAUGUCGACCAACCCGGACGAUUACGAGCUGCCAUCGAUGAAGCUUCCACCGUACUGGCGAUAUGCGAUAGAUGAGCGCGGUCGACUGUACUAUUACCACGUGAAGGAACGCGUACCACAGUGGGAGCUCCCGAAAAAGUCGGGCCGUACAGUGGGUGCUUUCGCGGACGAGGAUAUCUCGAUGAGCUCUGACUCCAGCACAACCGAUACGUGUGAUUCUAGCGAGGAAGAACUGUCCGUUCAGUUGGAGCAGCUGUUGAAGAAAAAGCGAAAGCAACAAUCGAGCUUUAACCUUGAUGACGUGCUGGCAAAGCCGGAUGACAUGAACGACGAUAUGUCGAAGGCAAACGUAAAGCGUGAUGCAGGAGAGGGAUCUCCGCAGGUACUGACGCUGGAGGAAAUUUUUGGCGAUUCGGCGAACCAAACGGUGGACGAAGCGACCCUUCAGCAGCUGCUCCCUCGACGAAAAAGGAAGCGCAGCUUGAAGCUAGUGCAGGCUCGAAUCAUCAGUCCUCGAACGGAAGAAGACAAACAGUAUGGCCAGAUGGAGAUGAAGCGAUACAAGGAAACAAAGGAGAAGCUUCGCAAGCGCAAGGAGGAAGCAAAGCGGAUGCGUGCCCGUAGCAUGUUCUCGAAAACGCUGGCGGACAAUUCGUUUGGAAGUCCGCUCGACAAACCCUCGUUGGUGGCGAGCGUAUCCGCGACGGAUGCGGCUGGGGGUAGCGGUAUCGGUGGCAGCGGUGUGACCACCGACGCCUCGCUAAUUGACGACGAUCUCGUCGUUUCUCACAAGAUUGUCGAGGACAAGUGCAUCGUUGACGAGCUGGACAAACUGACAAAGAAGAAAAAGAUUUCUCCCUACGAAGAGUGGAAAAAGGUACAACAACGACUCGGUAAGAAACGAAAAUCGGGCGAGGAAGUGGGCGAGGGCGCGGUGGCUGUGGCUAGUGCUGGAACCUCCAGCACCGGUCAGCAAGCUGCAGCUGAAGGAGGUCCUGCCAUUGCCGCAGCAAAGCUGGCCAAGCGCAAGAAAUCGAGCAAGGGUGACCUGAACAGUGAGGAAGCGAAAAAGAUCAAAGAGAAGUUCCGGGUCGACAUUGCGGGUGUUAUCGUGCAGAAUUUGAGUGCCUACCGGAAGGACAGCUGUCCGUUGGGGCGCAUUACUAAUACAGAUGAUUUUAAGCAUCUCGCACGGAAGCUAACGCAUUUCGUCAUGCUGAAGGAACUGAAACACUGCGAUAACACCGUACACGAGCUGGAGGUGACGGAUUCCGUCAAAACCAAAGCCCGCGAGUUUAUCAAGAAGUACAUGGCUAAGCAUGGGCCGGUGUAUGUUCGUGGAGAAAACGAACCAGACUACUCUAACGUUACGCUCUGAGCUCAACGUUGAAGUACCCCCGUUGGAGGGAUUCGUCGACUCCCCAUAUGACCGUUGGAGUUGUGCUCGAUGAUGGUAUUUUAUUGUAUCGGUUUCCAUUAUGACCAACAUGGAUCAAACAGAUACAAUUUAAAUUUAAGUUUCAAUAU